AUGUUACAUUUUCUUGCUAAAGUUUUUUUUCUAAUACUAUUGAUCUUUAUUUACUGUGAAUUUAUUAUUUAUUAUUUUGUGUUAUUGGGCUGUUCGUGGUCACAGUUAUCGAAAAUCGAUCAAGAUUUUACAAUACCAUUAUCUACAGAUCCCAAUAAGAAGCCAUUACAUGUUAUGCUUAUUGCUGAUACACAUUUAAUGAGUUCACACGAAAGUCAUUGGUUUAAUAAAUUACGUCGUGACUGGCAAAUGCAUCGUUCACUCCAAUCAGCCAUUUUUCUAUUUGAACCACAAAUUAUUUUUGUUCUCGGUGACUUAACUAAUGCAGGUCAAUUAUAUUCAGAUUAUGAAUGGAAUAAAACUGUUCAUCGUUUUCAAGAUUUAUUUUCUGUGCCAUCUAAUAUUCGCUUAUAUGUGCUUGCUGGUAAUCAUGACAUUGGCUUUCAUUCUGAUGUAACUGAUAAGAAUCUAAAACGUUUCGGUGAAUCAUUUCAAACGUCCUAUGUUCGUUUAUUAACUAUUGAUGAUGAAAUAAAUUUUGUGCUAAUUAAUUCCAUGGCAUUCGAAGGUGAUCAAUGCCGUUUAUGUGAAAGCGCUGAUAAUGAAUUAAAAGAAAUUCUUAAUCAGCUUCAUGAUUCUGGUACUCGAACUAAACCAGUAUUAUUGUCACAUUUUCCUCUCUAUCGUUUGUCAGAGGCUAACUGCUCAAAAUCAUCUUCAACAUCAUUAAAAUCAACAAUAGAAUAUCCCAUGUACAGAGAGCGUUAUGAUGUUCUCUCACAAGAAGCAACAAAGUAUCUGUUAACAACAAUUAAACCUCGUCUCGUUUUUACAGCACAUACACAUAGAUAUUGCUAUAUUGAACAUAGUUAUAACGAUGAAAAAACUAUACAAGAAUGGACAGUACCAUCAUUUUCUUGGACAAAUCGAGAUGAUCCAUCAUUUAUGCUUCUGUCCAUAACAACAAAUAAUCAACGUGUAUCACAUUGCUAUUUACCACGUGAAACAACUAUUUUUUGGUCAUAUGCUAUUGGGGGUUUUCUUAUUAUUUUUUAUUUACUAUUUGGAGGACGAAGACCAUUUUGCUUAGUUAUGGUUGAUACUAGUAAUCGUUUGAAUGCAAUAAUUAUGUUCAUGGCAGAAAAACGAGGCUUGCAAAAAACAUUCUGUCCAUCGGAAAGAGCUCGACAAUUAGCCGUCAUAGACGAUGACCGACGUUUAUUAAUGGAACCUAUUCGACCGGUCGCUACCGAACUUAUUGAUAAAGGUCAAUUAGUAUGCAAACAACGUCGCGAACUGGUUAAUAUUCGAACAGUAAAAGGAUUUAUUCGAUUACAAAUAGCUUCGAAUUAA
This is a messenger RNA of Rotaria socialis, 1353 nucleotides long. The record is from the annotation of a GenBank genome assembly. Lineage: Eukaryota; Metazoa; Rotifera; Eurotatoria; Philodinida; Philodinidae.